Molecule: messenger RNA, 1728 nt
Organism: Chiloscyllium plagiosum (whitespotted bambooshark)
Lineage: Eukaryota; Metazoa; Chordata; Chondrichthyes; Orectolobiformes; Hemiscylliidae
Source: RefSeq, a predicted model, not a curated record
ACCCCACCUGUCGCCACUGUCUCCAGCAGUCCCCGUCCGUCACCGGCAGUUCCCGUCCGUCGCCGGCAGUCCCCGUCCGUCGCCGGCAUUCCCCGUCCGUCGCCACCGGGCCCCAUCCGUCGCCACCAGGCCCCAUCCGUCGCCACCAGGCCCCAUCUGUCGCCACCGGGUCCCACCAGGUCCCACCUGUUGUCAUCAGGCCCCACCAGAUCCCACCUGUCUCCACCAGUCCCCACCUGUCGCCACUGUCUCCAGCAGUCCCUAUCCGUCGCCAGCAGUCCCCAUCCGUCGCCAGCAGUCCCCAUCCGUCGCCAGCAGUCCCCAUCCGUCGCCACCGGGCCCCAUCCAUCACCACCAGGACCCAUCCAUCACCCCCAGACCCCAUCUGUCACCACCGGUCCCCAUCAGUCGCCACCAGACCCAUCUGUCGCCACUAGGCCCAACCACGCCCCAUCUGUCACCACCGGUCACCAUCUGUCGCCACCGGUCUGCAUCUGUCGCCACUGGUCCAUGCCUGUCGCCAUCAGUCCACAACUAUCACCACCGGUACUCAUCUGUCUCCACCGGUCCCCAUCUGUUGCCACCAGGCCCAACCAGGCCCCAUCUGUCACCACCAGGACCCACCUGUCUCCACCGGGUCCCACCAGGUCCCACCUGUCGUCACCAGGCCCCAUCUGUCUCCACCAGUCCCCACCUGUCGCCACUGUCUCCACCGGUCCUCAUCCAUCGCCAGCAGUCCUCAUCCGUCGCCAGCAGUCCUCAUCCAUCGCCACCGGGCCCCAUCCAUCGCCACCAGACCCCAUCAGUCCUCAACUAUCACCACCGUGCCCCAUCUGUCUCCACCGUCCCCAUCAGUCCCCAUCUGUCGCCACCGGGCCCCAUCUGUCGCCACUGGGCCCCAUCUGUCGCUAUCAGGUCCAACCACACCCCAUCUGUCACCACCAGGACCCACCAGUCACCAACACGACCCAUCUGUCACCACCUGGUCCCACCGGUCCCCACCUGUUGCCACCGGUCCCCACCAUUCGGCACCAGGCCCCACCUGUCUCCACCGGACCCCAUCCGUCGCCACCAGUCCCCAUCCGUUGCCACUGGUCCCCAACUGUUGCCAGCAGUCCCCACCUAUCUCCACCAGUCCCCACCGGUCCCCAUCUAUCGGCAGCAGGCCCCAUCUGUCACGACCAGGCCCAACCAGGCCCCAACUGUCACCACCUGGCCCCACCAGUCACCGCCAGGCCCCGUCCGUCGCCGCCAGGCCCCGUCCGUCGCCAACAGGCCGCGUCCAUCGCCAUCAGGUCCCAUCCGUCGCCACCAGACCCCAUCAGUCCCCACCUGUCUCCACCGGUCGCCACCAAGAGCCGUCUGCCGCCAACAAGCCCGUCCAUUGCCACCGGUCCCCGUCCGUCGCCACCGGUCCCCGUCCGUCGCCACCGGUCCCCGUCCGACGCCAACGGUCCCCGUCCGUCGCCACCGGUGCCUGCCGGUUGCCACCAGUCCCCACUGGUUCCCAUCUGUCGCCAAAGGUUCCCAUCUGCCUCCGGUCCCCACCUGUCGCCACCAGGACCCACCUGUCUCCACCGGGUUCCACCAGGCCCCACGAAUCUCCACCAGGACCCACCUGAUGCCAUCUGUCUCCACCGGUCUCCACCCGUCGCCACCCGGCCCCGUCCGUCGCCACCCGGCCCCGUCCGUCGCCACCAAGUGUCGCUGGUUACUGAUUUGUACUGA